AUGUUCUCUUCUGGUGAGGGAAUACCCGAUGGAGGCGAGGAGGAAGACGCGCCGACCUUGGAGCGCGUUCGCCAGCUGGCGAAGAGUUCAGUUCCUGUCCAGCGGGUGCUCAGUGUCUCUCUGCUGGUCGACUUCCUCGCCGACUCUGGGGCUGCAGCGACUGUGCCUCGACCGGUCUUUCUCGCUCUUCUGUACGACAUUGCCUCGCUGCCUCCACCCGCUCCUGCCGUUCCUCCGUCCCCCGACUCAACGAGUCCCCGGCGCCGAGCGUCUUCGCCGCCCUCGGUGCCCACCUCGGCGUCUUCAAACCUCUCAGGCAGCUCGGCAACCCUCGCCAGUGGCGCAGCGCCAGGAGCCUCGGGUGUACGUACCCCCGGCGAGCUCCGGGCGUCGAGCGAGGCAGUCCCCGCAGACCAGCCGAAGACGCAGUCUCCCGCCGCUCCGGCGUCCCAAGCGUCCGCGCCUGCUGGCCGCUCCUUCUCUUUCCUGUUUUCUGGGGGAAGUUUAGGCAGCACAUUCGCCUUCCGCUUCGGAGCUGACGGGGGCAGUGGAAAGAAGGGGAAAAACGCACAACUCGCCGCAGAAAAUGCGGCAGCCGUUGCAGCCGUUCGAAAGGCGCUCUGCGCCCGAAGCGGAGACAUCGCCGCCUGCCUCAUCCAAGCAGAUCCUGAACAAGGGUAUGCCCACGUGCAUGAGGAUUUGCUUCCGCUGUACGAGCAGCUGCUGCAAACUGCGGACGACUGGCCAACCAAGACCGCCGCGGCAGACGCCAUUCUCCUCCUCGCCACGCAUCUCAGAGCCAAGGAGAGACUCGAGCGUGUCCUGCCGAUCGCUCUGCGUCUCUCGAACUGCCUGGAGCAGCCGAGCCUGCGGAUUCUCGCCGUCGGAUUUCUUCACCUUCUCUUUGAUAUUUCUUCUCCCGUCGUCUCUACUCACUUCAUUCUCCCUCAACUCCUCUUCCUCGCAGUCGAAGACCAAGAACCUGCUGUGCGCCGCUGUGCUCUGCGGCAUGUCGCCGUUGUUUCCUCGUCGCUCGAUCCCGCUGUGUUUUCUUCUCGCGUUCUUCCGUGCUUUGAAAAACUUUUGAGAGGAGUCGGAAGGGACAGUCGAGACGGAGGACUCGAUCCGUCUGUCCGCGCUGCGGCUGUCUGUUCUCUUUAUGACAUCGCCAAGGCGGCUCGCCUCUCUGUUCGUCUGCGCCUUCUCCCUGCUGUUGAAGAACUCCUUCGAGACCCUUCUCCGGUAGUGCGCUUCGCCGCGCAGCAACAGCUGGGCCGAUUCCUCUCCUCGAUCGGCGCGUGCUUGGACCCGGCUUACACUGAGCAGGCGCUGCAUCGGGAGGCCGAGGCGCGACUGGAGCGAAGGCAGAAGAGAUACGAGGACACGGAACUCUCCCUUUCCAGUGCCGAUGCUUUGCCUGGAGCGGCCGCGGGGAACGCGGCGCACGCUCCGGGCUCUUCCGCUUCUCUGGGAGACGCACGAGAAGACGUGGACAGAGAUAAAGGAACAGGGGACGAAGCAGAGAACGACGGCGAGGAAGAGAAAGAGCGGGAGGAGAGUAAGAGAGAGGGGUUUUGUGUAGGAACGUCACCUGCAGGGGAAAGAGGAGACCCAGGCUUGGACGAAGAUGAGAAAAAACUGAGCCAUGAGCGAGAAGAGAAGGAAGAGAGACAAGAGACGGCAGAGAGAGAAGAGAACGAAGAGAAGGCAGAGAGAGAAGAGAACGAAGAGAAGGCAGAGAGAGAAGAGAACGAAGAGAAGGAAGAGAGACAAGAGAGACAAGAGAAGGCAGAGCGAGAAGAGAACGAAGAAAAGGAAGAGAGAGAAGAGAAGGAAGAGAAGGAAGAGAGAGAGCGAGAAGACAAGCUCCUCGCUCAGGUUGAUCUCGAAGUCACAGCGGCUUCGGUUGCGGCUCUCAUCAAACUGUUCGCGCAGUUGGCAACGGGAGAUGCCACGCUUCUCGACGCAAGAGAAGAAGAGACAGCAGAGUUGAUCCGGAGAGGUUCGAGGGGAGAAUCUGAGAAGAAACCCUCUUUCUUCUUCGGUGCGUUUGCCUCCGGGGCGACCCAAACCAACGCGACUGCAGCCGAGCACGGCGAGAGCGAAGGGUGGGGCGAGCCUGUAGCCCACUCCGCGGCGUGCUGCGCCUUCGCCUUCGCGGCUGUCGCGACGGCCGCGGGGCCGCGUGGCUGGCCGCUGCUCAGCGAGGCCUUCCGCAACCUCGUUAGGCACCACUGCAAGCAUGUCCGCAAAUCGAUAGCUGCAUCUUUCCAUCUCCUUGUCGCUGCAGCGCUCGCGUCUCCCUCCGCUUCUCCUCCUGCGCCUUCUGUCCCUCAUUCCUCUUCUCCCCUUUCUUCUUCUCCUUCUUCUCCCUCUUCUUCCUCCUCCUCUUUUCCUUCUCGACCGAGGCUGGUGCGCGAGCGUGCCUUUUGUGUGGGGCCGGGGGAUCGGGGCGAAUAUCUCUUGAGGGGGGUAUCAGAGAGAGAAGGCGAGGAAGCGUCCGUGGGCGGAGAGCGAGAUCCCUCAAAAGACGGAGAUGUGGACAAGGAACGCUAUUUCCUCGUUGCACUCGAAUCUCUGCUUCUUGACGGCGAUGUUGACAUACAGAUGGCUGUUCUGGGAAGCAUUGCGCAAACCAUAGCCGCCUUCUCCCCUCCAAGUCGUCUCUCGAUCAUCGGCACUGUGGUGUUUACCUCGGAGUGGUUUUGGAGCUCUCGCCUGCUCCUCGCACAGCAACUCGAGGCCCUCUUUCUUCUCCAUGAUCCUCAGCUGCGUGCAGGCCUUCUUUCUCUCGCCUUCACUCUUCUUCAGGAUUCGACAGCGAUUGUGAGAAAGGCGGCGUGCCGAUGUACACCUGCACUUCUUGCUUCCUGUUGUAAGGAUCUCGUCGCGGCGAUUCCGCCUCGCCCGGUGCCGCGCUUCGUUCAUGAGCUCUCUCGGCUGCGACAGCGGUCUCCCCUGCCAAAUGCGGAGUGUCCGUCCAGGAAAGUCUGCCCCGACGGGCGGGAGGCGCACGCGAACGGCGUUGCGGGGACUUCGAGGGAAGGAGAGAAGACAGUCGCGAAGGCGACAGGAGACGAAGAACUUGACGGGCUCCGACACCUCCUCACCAGAGGGGAGCAAGUCAGCGUCAUUUGUGAUAUCCUCGAAACCUUCGCAGAGAGCCCGCGGUUCGCCAUCCGCCAGCUGUUCAUCCACAUGGCUGACCAGAUCAUCCGGCACUGCCCGCGGAGUCUCUUUGAACUGUACUUCAUGCGCGCUCUCGCGUACCUGUCGAGCGACCGUGUUGCCAACGUGCGUCUCACCUGGGCGAAACUGCUUUUGCCGCACCUUCGAAAACCGAACGGGAAACUCAAGGACAACUGUCUGCUCGUCUGCGCCGCCAAGAGCCUCCGGAAGACCGAGCGAGACCGCGAGAUGCGAUUUCUCCUCGACAGCUGCGCCUUUGCAGAGGACGAGGAUCUCCGGAUGGUGGACGGUUUGGAACUGCGCGACUUCGACCGCAGCAGCGUCCUCUCUGGACGUCGUGGGAGCAGCGCCGAGCUCGGCAUGGGGCGACUCACGCUGUCGAGAGGCGCGUGUCGUUCAGGGCUCUCGUCCUCGGAUUCUUCCGAAGAUGAGGCAGACAGGUUGGAAGAUCGUAGACAGGAAGAUCGCGGGGCCGAAAAACGCGGUGGCGUCUUCUCUCCGAGAAAAACGGCGGACUUGGACCAGACUGCUUCGGCCGCUUCGCUCGUGGACGCCUCUGCUGGCGCCGCAGGAAAAGCCAUGUCUCUCGAAAGCGACAGGAAGGCGGGUGGUUUCGGGGAACUGCGGUCUUCUCGAGGGAAUGCGAGUGCGCCCAGCGCGGACGCGGAGUCCCGUGAAGAACCCACGACGCCUGAGACAUCUGCGGGAAUGGCCACGCAAGUGGAAGGCCGAGACUCUCGAGGGGGUGAGCUGGCGACUUCGGCGGUCCCUGUAGAGAAGAAGGGAAGACAAAGGGCUGAGGGCGAGACUCGGACCCAGCUGUGGGCUCUGGGGCUCGAGGACACCGGGGACGGCGUGGGUCAACCGGGCCCGUUUUGGAGCCCAACGCGCGCGGAGGGGACAGAAGACGCCUCCGGCGCUGGGGGGCCUAGCAUGGAUCCCACUGCGACAGGCGCAGGGGGAUCGAACGAGAAGAACGGAACAGAUAGCCAUACAGAUAGACAGGGAGGUCGAGACGAGAAAGGAGUGAGUGGCGUUUGCGGCGCGCGUCGAGAACGAGCAGGGAAGGCGUCUCAGGCACAGCGCGGCAACGCCUCUUUGGACGGAAGCCUCGAAGAGGCGGCUGAGGCGGAGUUGACGGCGGCAGUGGAUGAAGCGCAAGAGUUGACGGCGAGAGACGAGAAAGCCCGAGCGCAGGGCGAGGUGUCCGUGGUCUUUUGUCCGCCGAGUCAGCGCGGAGGCUCGCCAGGAAGGCCCUCGUUUUUGCCCUUCGCUGCAGAGACACGCGAGGCAGGGCGCGAUUCACCGUUCCGUAUUCCGUCAAGUUCACUGCCCCAGUUGUCACUGGAGAGUCGCAAACUGCCUCGGUCGUCUCUUCCGGCUUCGCCUGCCUCGUCUCCCACCUGGAGAAAGGAGAGCGGGAAGGACGGAGGCCGCGUUUUUGUCGUAGAAGAAAGCACCUUUAGAGACAAGACAGAAGACACACUCGAUGCCAUCUAUGGCAUGCCCAGAAGUCCACAAAUUGUUCCUGCUGGAGUCAUAGGCAUGGUAGAAGAGACAGCGGUAGGCAGAGGUUCGUAUUGGGGGAUCGAUUCCCCAGAGGAGCUCAAGAGUGCGGCCUCCGCGGACGUGUCUGCUGUCGAAGCCGUCGAGGCUUUUUGGGGGCAACGAAGCGAUGAAGAGAAUGAUAGAGAUUCAGCAGGAACAGAGGAACACGAAACGAGGGACGAAACAUAG
This is a messenger RNA of Neospora caninum, 4926 nucleotides long. RefSeq names its product heat repeat family protein, related. Bases 1 to 4926 code for a protein of 1641 amino acids. Gene Ontology annotation, biological process: protein dephosphorylation. The transcript is spliced from 16 exons. Lineage: Eukaryota; Apicomplexa; Conoidasida; Eucoccidiorida; Sarcocystidae. The record is from RefSeq and is a predicted model, not a curated record. Gene Ontology annotation, molecular function: protein phosphatase regulator activity; protein binding.